Schistocerca piceifrons (Central American locust) is the source of this 2702-nucleotide messenger RNA. Its product is annotated as EF-hand calcium-binding domain-containing protein 1. Gene Ontology annotation, molecular function: calcium ion binding. NCBI's taxonomy places the organism in Eukaryota, Metazoa, Arthropoda, Insecta, Orthoptera, Acrididae. The coding region runs from base 1 to 894 and encodes 297 amino acids. The transcript is spliced from 6 exons. The record is from RefSeq and is a predicted model, not a curated record.
AUGGCCAGUGGGGGCGGGCGAGGCGGCGGCACGAUGCUGCUCAAGAGCGUGUCGCUGUUUCUGGCUCGCGGGCGCCGGGCGUCGCAGUCGGCGGCGGCGGCGGCGGCGGCGUCGGCUGCGGCGGCGGCGGCGGGGCUGUCGGGUGGGGGCGGCGCCGCGGGCCGCAGGGCCGCCAUGGGGGACGACGCCGCCGCCGCCGCCGCCGCCUCCUCGGCCAAGGGCGCGCACCUGCUCGUCGAACACUUGCGCCGCCGCACGCACUUCUCCAGGCAGGAGAUCGAGGCGCUGUGCCGGGUGUACCGCAGCCUGGUGGCCAGCACGAGUGCUGCGGGUGGCUCCCCCGCCGCCGCGCAGGCGUCGGCCGUCGCGGUCGCAGCGCCGCCCCUUGCCGGCGUCGCCGCGGUCGAGGGACUGGACCGCGUGGUGUUCCGCGAGCUGCUGCACAACACGUUCGACCUGGUGACGGAGGAGGUGCUGAUGGACCGCGUCUUCUGCGCCUUCGACCGCUGCAACGACGGCGUGGUGCGGCUCGAGGAGUGGGUGCAGGGGCUGUCCGUCUUCCUGCGGGGCACGCGCGAGCAGCGGACCGCCUUCUGCUUCCUCGUCUACGACCUCAACAGCGACGGCUACAUCACCCGCGACGAGAUGUUCCACCUGCUCAGGAACUGCCUGGUGAAGCACCCGAACGACGAAGAUCCGGACGAGGGCGUGAAGGACCUGGUGGAGUUGGCGCUGCGCAAGCUGGACGCGGACCGCGACGGCAAGGUGUCCUUCCAGGACUUCCAGAAGGCGGUCCAGACGGAGCCGCUGCUGCUGGAGGCAUUCGGCCAGUGUCUGCCAGCCGAGAGCGCCUGCCACACCUUCUUGGCCACCCUACGGGAGCCCCAGCCUUGACUCGGAGUACCAUCAAGUUACACACUUCAAUGGGUCCCAGUCACCCUCCCAUUCUGAAAAUAUGGACUGCCACUAAAAUGGUCUCUCCUGGCACUCUUUCUCAAUGCUUAUACUCAUCGUCAUCAGCAGCUGAUAUGAACAAUGUGUUGCACGUAUUUCAGAAUACAGGAAAGUGAAACAGCUUAGAAAAAAGUACAUAUGACAAAUGGUACUUUGCUUCGUACAGAUGUAAACAGUAUCUUAUUUUUUGAGAUUUUGCUUAAGUCUAAAGGGUUUUAACUCAAUGCCAAUGUUUAUUGAAUCACUCUGUACGGUCCACGGACGACAAAUUACAAAGCAUUGUAAAUAGCCUAAAAGAUCAUUAAAUGUCAGUCAUCGUCUCCUUUUGUAUACACAGUGAUCUUACUGAAUGUAUGUAGCGAUUAUUCAUAACCACGAUACAAACAGAAUAUAGUGUCUGUUGAGUACUUUUUACCAAACUGCAUUGGAACCCUUAUCUAUUUCAACUGUUCUAUGAUUAAUAUUUUUGUAUUUGUAACAAUACACACAGGUACAAAGGAUGUCCCCAUAACAUAUAAUCAAAUGUAGUUAUGUUGAGAAAGUGUGCCCUAGCCUUCUGCAAAUAUGCUUUGUAAAUAGCGGACGUUUUGUUUUAAUAUCCAAUCGUAUAGCAAACAUACAAUGGGACUUCGUGUUACUUGUAAGAGUUGUACAAUGAUCUUCAGAAUACAGAUUAACUGCAUAGAGAUUAUAUAAAACUUCAAAUGUAUAUCUAGCUAUAUGUCUUGUUAAAUAAACGUGCAGUAGUUAGAGGAAAAUAUGUAGAUAUUUGCCAGUAUAACAGCAAUAACUAGUAUAGCACAUAUAGAUACAUACUGGCGCACUGCAAUAAAGUAUGCAAUAGGGAAAUGUAUUUUUGUUACAUGUAGUACAAAGUAUGUAUACAUCACAGAAGUAGUCCGGCACAGCCUGGAGCCAAAUGAUCACUUACGUAGGAUUAGAAACACGGUUUCCCUUUGUCAUGUGUUCUUUGUAGUUUUACAGGUGGGGCAGAACGCGAUAAAUCAUCAGAGCUAGGUUCAAAUGUUCCAUGUGAGCUACAUGAAGCAGAAAAACCACUAUAUUACUUACACAUAUGUUUCACUCAUGAGUCAUUUUCGUAGACUCUAAUCUGUAAGUUACUGAAUGUGUUAAUGAUACUUAAUAAAUCAUCAAAUAAUGGCAAAGGGAAGCUGUACGUUGUAGAUUUAGAUGCAGGAAAAGCACCAUUUAUUUUGCUCACUUUUUCUGAAUAGUACAAAACGAUUCCGCCCACAGAGUGCAGUGAUCUGUACAAGCUGUGUUAUCUGAUUCCGUCCAUGAAUUGUACAUAGAAAUAAGAGUAUUUAGUAGAGUAUAUAAAUAACUACUUUUAAGAGAUGUAUUUUUUAAUAUGUAUAUUUGCUCAAACUAGUUAUAUACUUUAUAUGGUGAGAGAGCAAACAUUACUAAUGUCUUAUACUGCAGAUAUUAAAAUAAUCUUACAGCUUCUUUAUAACAAUGGCGCCGAUAUAGAAUAGAUUUGCAUCACUUGGAAAUUUAUACAGAGCACAAACAAUAAUGACUAAUAUUUGUGCCUUACUUAACGUAGCUGUAGCUUUCAGCCUGUGUGACUAUGCAUCCACACGAUGCAAGGCUUGGCUUGUAUGACUUAAUUAAAUAUAGGCAUGGUCUUUUGUAUAUACCGUUUAUUUGUAUAUAUGUAGAACUUGGGUCCUUGAUAAUAUUUUCUGUUGUGUGUGUGUGUGUGUGUGUGUAAAUAUCAUAAU